Sturnus vulgaris (Common starling) is the source of this 2105-nucleotide messenger RNA. RefSeq names its product ATPase Na+/K+ transporting family member beta 4 (gene ATP1B4). Gene Ontology annotation, biological process: potassium ion transport; regulation of DNA-templated transcription; sodium ion transport. The record is from RefSeq and is a predicted model, not a curated record. Gene Ontology annotation, cellular component: sodium:potassium-exchanging ATPase complex; nuclear inner membrane. Lineage: Eukaryota; Metazoa; Chordata; Aves; Passeriformes; Sturnidae.
CACGGUGGCCCUGGCAGAAGCACGGCAGGAGAGCACAUCUGUGUUCCCAGGGCUCCCUCCAAGCUGCCGGAACGUUUCUCCUGGGAAAUAUUUGGGUUAGGGCUUAGCUUUGCUUUCUGAGCUGCUAGGUUUUAUUCAUAGGCUGUGGCCUCUUGAGACAUCCUCAGCCAUCAGCCUGGUCCAGAGGAAAAACAAAUCCAUUCCCUGAAUGUCUGGGCUAUGAAACAGUCAGUGGUGCUGCAGCCCUGAGCGAUGCUGCUUGCUCAGUCCCAGCACCAGGGUCCUUCCGAUGCAGGGGACAGGAAUCAGGGCUGGAGGAUCACCCCACAGCCCCAUCAGGAGCUUGGCUGGAGCCAUUGGGUACCUUUGUAUGCUACUAUGCCAGGAGGGUGUGAGAAGGGCAAGAGGGAAUGUUGGGUCCGUCUGUUGGAGAGAGCUGAGGCAGGUGGACACACAGACCUGGUCCUGACACAGCUCUGGGAAGGGCCAUGCAGCAAAAGGGACGCAGAACCAAAGAGCAGCUACCCCAGCCCUGCAGCAGCUGACAGUCCUGCACCCAGAAACACCAGAGUCUGCGUGCAGGGCUGGGUGUGCAAGCUCCCACCUCCACCACAGGCUCUGAGCUGCAGAGGACGCCGUGCUGAGCACGUCUGUGCAUCCCUGUGGGACACAUCCCACGGGAUGUGCUCUGGUUGCCUUAACAGCGACAUGCCUGUCUCCUUUGCAGGCUUGAUCUUACUGUUUUACUUCAUUUUCUACACAUGCCUGGCGGGAAUGUUUGCCUUUUGCCUGUAUGUGAUGCUGCUCACGCUGAGCCCCUACACACCCAGGUACCGGGACCGUGUGUCUCCUCCAGGAGUGAUGAUCAGACCGUACUUGAACGGGUUCACCAUUGCCUUCAAUGUCUCCCAGCCCAACACGUGGCAGCCCUACGUGGACAGCAUGCACCACUUCCUAGCAGCUUAUGAUGACAAAGUUCAGGAGGAGAAGAAUAUUGAGUGUGUCCCAGGACAGUACUUCAUCCAAGGGGGAAAUGACAGUGAGGAGAAGAAGGCCUGCCAGUUCAAGCGCUCACUGCUGCAGAACUGCUCUGGCAUCGAGGACCCAACAUUUGGCUACUCGAAAGGCCAGCCCUGCAUCCUGCUGAAGAUGAACCGGAUCAUAGGCUACCGCCCUGGUGCCGGGGUCCCCGUGAGUGUGGACUGCAAAGUGCAGAAAGGCAAUGAGAGUCACCUCAGGUCGGUGGACUUCUACCCUGGGAACGGGACCUUUGACCUCAUGUAUUAUCCCUACUAUGGCAAGUUCACCCAUGUCAACUACACCUCCCCACUGGUGGCUAUGCACUUUACAGAUGUGCAGAAGAAUUACUUGGUCCCCAUCCAGUGCAGUCUGAAUGGAAAAGGAAUUAUCAACGACCUGAACAGUGACCGCUUCCUGGGCCGAAUCAUCUUCACACUCAGCAUUGGGAAGUAGCCCCUGCCAACAUCAGGCACUUAGCAAGUCAGUCAGAGGCUUCUUCCUUUUUAAAGCAUCAAGCCAGCUUUUUUUUUCUGCUAGGAAAAACAGGCACAUGGAGAUUAUUGUUAAUUUAUUUUUUGUUCAUAGUUAGGAAACCAAUGAGAUACAAUGAAAUGUGGAUCCACAUUUUUCAUCUUCUGAUGGAAAUCAUUAUUAGCAAAAUUUAAAAGUUUUCCCCUGAGGAGAGAACCUGCAAAAGAUUUCACUUUUGUUUGAAAAAAACCUCUGGUAUCCAAAUACUAUUUUCAUAAGGUCUUUUAUGAGUGAUCCCUGUGGAAUUCAUCUUUCCUGUUUUAAAUUUUAUUUUUUAGCAUAGUUUUAUGUGCAUUUUUCAGGCAAAAGAUAAAAAUGAGGUAGUUUGUUAGCACUAUUCUUGUUAAAAUAAUAAACAGCAAAAAUUCUAGAUGAUGCCUGCAAUAACAGAGUUGCAAAGUGAAAACAGCAGCUCUCAAAAUGCCUUCUAUGAUCUCCAGCCCCAGAAGCAUCUUGACUGCAGCAUUUCACAGAGCUUGUUCAGCACACCCAAGGUGUUGAGCAAGGGCCACAGAAAAUCAUUUGCCCUUGAACCCUUCCAGCUGUUCCUUUCU